Molecule: messenger RNA, 3187 nt
Organism: Ruditapes philippinarum (Manila clam)
Lineage: Eukaryota; Metazoa; Mollusca; Bivalvia; Venerida; Veneridae
Exons: 2
Coding region: 131-1225 (364 amino acids)
Biological process (GO): G protein-coupled receptor signaling pathway
Cellular component (GO): membrane
Molecular function (GO): G protein-coupled receptor activity
Source: RefSeq, a predicted model, not a curated record
GACGAUGUGAAAAGACAGUGAUUAAGAGCUGAUCCAUGUUAUUAACAGGUGAUCCACAGAAGGUGUUGUCAAAACUCUGCUUGAAUUAUCUUUAUAUAUGUAAAGUCCAUACAUACAUUUUUCUACGAGGAUGAACAAUGUCAGUGCAGACGGAAGUGUUUUAAAUACGACAUUAGAGAAUUUCAGUCCAUUCGUCUACGCUAUAAAUUAUAUUGCCUUAUUUGUGAGCUUGGUUAUCAUAAUAUUAGAACUCGUUGCAGUAUUUGUUCUUCUAAGAUGUAGAAGAAUACCAUUAUGCAGCCGCAUUUUAUCUACAAGUUUUAUUCUCAGCGAUGCAGCAGGAGCUUGCAUAUUUGCUGUUCAUCAGAUUACGAUAUUUAUUGUUGGGAUUAAGAAUGACGUCAUAUUUAACUCUAGAAUUCUGACCGUGGGAGCCAUGUUAACAGUCUCGUGGGCGUCUGUGGCAACUAUGUCCCUAGAGAGGGUCAUUGCUUUAAAGAUGAAUAUAAAAUAUAACUUGAACUCUUCAAAACUGAGAAUUUAUCUUAUAGUAAGUCUCAUAUGGAUUGUCAACAUUGUUGUUGUUGUAGCUGCUAUCGUUAUGGGUUUUUACUUCCAUUGCGUUUCGGAAAAUGCCACUUGUGAUUUGUGGGAGGCAACUAAGGCCGGUCGGUUUGUUAUGAUGAGUCUUUUGAUUUUCUAUGAAAUUAUUCUUGUCGUUUCUUACGUCAUUAUACACGGUAUAGCAUCUAAACAUGCGAAAAAUAUCAUUGCACCACAAACGACGUCAUUUGAACAAGCACAUAACAACCCUGAAUCUUUGACAAGGCGUCAGUAUACAGCUACAAUAGCUAUAAUCAAGAUAGUGUUUGCUUUUAUGUUCUUGCAUGCACCAAUAGUCAUACAUCUUAUCGUUUUUGAGACCCAACCCUAUUUACAUAACGACAGCAUUAGGCGCUUAUUCCAUGCUCUAAGCUAUUUCUGUAUUCAAAUAAACUCAUUUGUAAGUGUGCGUUUAUACGUCGCGAAAAUUGAUGAAUGUAAGUUAACAUUUUACCUGAUGUUAUCACGCAUUAUGAAGAAAUAUGAAAAUGAGGCAGAGUCAUUGAGGGUAAAAGUAUAUGAUAUUGUUGUAUCUACAAAGUCUGAAUUUGUUGGAAGACAGCUAAAAUUAACUGAAAUACCCACGUCAGUUACUGAUGUUCCUGAAACUGACACGUGUUAAUUCAAAAGACAGAGAAACUGACACGCGUUAACUCAUCAGAUAGAGAAAAUGACAUGUGUAAACUCAUCAGACAGAGAAACUGACACGUGUUAAUUAAUUACAAAGAGAAACUGACACGUGUUAACUUAUCAGAUAGAGAAACUGACACGUGUUAAUUAAUUACACAGAGAAACUGACACGUGUUAACUCAUCAGAUAGAGAAACUGACACGUGUUAAUUAAUUACACAGAGAAACUGACACGUGUUAACUCAUCAGACAGAUAAACUGACACGUGUUAACUUAUCAGACUGAGAAACGGACACGUGUUAACUCAUCAGAUAGAGAAACUGACACGUGUUAAUUAAUUACACAGAGAAACUGACACGUAUUAACUCAUCAAAUAGAGAAACUGACACGUGUUAACUCAUCAGAAUGGGAAACUGACACGUGUUAACUCAUCAGAAAGAGAAACUGACACGUGUUAACUCAUCAGACUGAGAAAUUGACACGUGUUAACUCAGGAUGAGUCAUUUUCAAUGACACUUUUAUAUGUUUUACAAAAAAGAAAGAAGCAUAUUUGAAACUUUUCAAAAAGUUAACUCUGUAUCAUAGAAAAACCUGAUGCUAUGUGUGUGUGUUUUGGUGGAAUUUGUUAUUUCUUGAAAGGAAUAGAUUGUGAAACAGUGUCCAACACUGUUUACUUGAUAUAAUAAGAAUCAAAUAAUGAAUGAAUACUGAGAUUUAGGACAAGGGGGGUAAUCUCUAUAUUGUUUGUAUUGGAGAUUGAAUAUUUUUAGGUCGGUGCUGGGAGGGGGGUGUAGGGGCGUGAGAAACGUUGAACCUUUCAUUAUCCCUUGCGAAUAGACAAUCAAAUAUAGUCUGCAAUUUGUAUCUUUUAAUAGUUUAUUUGAUCUUGAGGGGACUUACUUUCCAGAAUCUAGAUAUGUAUAAAAGUACUUUUAAUAUUAAUAUUUAUUGUAUACGUGUUUGUAAUAUAAUCAUGUUUAAUGUGAUAAGGUGCUCUCAUUUAUCUUCAAAUUUCAUUAAAGUGCUCGUAUAUCUAUUCCGAAUUUAAACAAUAUAACAUGUGACAGAAAUACAUGUUCAUGUAUAUACCAGUUUCAGUUUCAGGUUUUUUUUGCAUACAAAAUACCUUUGACCAUUUACAAAUAUAAAUAUAUACCUUUCACAAACCAGAUGUAAAUAUGAUAUACAUGUAUUUGAAUCAUGACAUAAGUUGUACGAUUUCUACAUUAUGUAUAAUAAAUAAAUAUAUUUUACAGCAGAUGUUAUUUAUAAAUUUGUCAAUGACCUUCUUUGCCUGAUUUUUUAUUUGUUUGGGUCGUCAGACCAAACAAAUAAUGGUAGCGAAAUAUCAGAGCCUAAUGCUGUUAAUUGCAAAUGCCUAAAGUAGUCCACUUUUUUGAAGCGGUUACUUCCCUUUAUAUGUACACUAACGCCGAAAAAUUCAGGGGAGAUCAGUGCGUAAAGAUUGUCAAAUGACAGGCGCAUUAAUUUUCAAGCAAAGUAGUUCCCGAAUGGUCGAAGAUUUCUAAUAUUGUUUCAUUCUUUAUAGAUAUACAUGCUUACAGUAAGCUCCAUGAUUAUUUACAUCUGUGUUAAACAACAGGUUUAGCGACGAAAUAAUAAUAGUUACAAACCCUAAUUUACAAUACUAUUGUUUUCUUCAGGCCGUUUACAUAUAACUUCACCGUGGCCGAGGGGUUUGCACGCUCGCUUAUGAAUCGAGAGGUCUGAAGUUCAAAUCCCAGAUGAGGCCACCCUUUUUUUUUAAUUGUUUAAGUCAAAUAAACAUUGAAUUGACUAUCAGUGUUGCAAUUAGUCUUAUAGCCAAUAUUUACUACAGUAAAAACACUGGAAAGCAUUGGUGGCACUAUACAAAAACAAAUUGGUUUAUAAUCUCACAACCUUCACCUUUCUGACAUUCUGAGACCCAAACAAAUUCAGCGCCUUCUGUGCUU